AACAUGAGCGGAAAGUAAGCCGUGUACCGCGAGAAUGGUGCGUAGUUUGGCGUUUCUCUUCGCUUUUGGUUGUGUGUGUUUGUGUGAACCUGCAGCCCAGCAGGCAGGGUCGAGCUGCGGCUGUGACAAGCUGAGCAGAGCAGCUACUGAGCGGCCGGCGGAGGAGGAGACGGAGGCAGCAGCCCACAAAUACUCCCAAGGCGCCAAUGAGAGACUGUAUGAGGCACGGGGGAAUGGGAAGACAAUUCAAAGUCAGAUGGUGCUGAUUCCUGGAGGAGAGUUCCUGAUGGGAACAGACGACCCAGGCAUUCCUGCUGAUGGUGAGGGCCCUCAGAGACUGGUGUAUGUGGACUCCUUCUACAUGGACAUCCAUGAAGUCACUAACAGACACUUUCAGAACUUUGUUGAGGCCAGUGAAUACAAAACUCAGGCAGAGAUAUUUAAAGACUCGUUUGUAUUCGAGGGACUUUUGAGUGACAGUGUCAAAGACCAAAUUGCCCAAGCAGUUGCUGCUGCCCCCUGGUGGCUACCAGUCAAAGGAGCUGACUGGAAGCACCCAGAAGGUCCAGACUCAACUUCAGCUGACAGGCUGGACCAUCCUGUGGUCCAUGUGUCCUGGGAGGAUGCUGUUGCCUACUGCUCCUGGGCCAACAAGAGGCUUCCCACAGAGGCAGAGUGGGAGUACGCCUGCAGGGGCGGCCUCAAAGACAGACUAUACCCCUGGGGAAACAAGUUGUACCCGAAAGGAGAACACUAUGCCAACCUCUGGCAGGGAGAUUUCCCCAACAACAACUCUGGGGAUGAUGGAUACAACAAAACCUCACCGGUGAUGUCCUUUCCUGCUAAUAGUUUUGGUCUCUAUGACAUGGUGGGUAACGUGUGGGAAUGGACCUCAGACUGGUGGACUGUGAUUCAUACCACUGACCACCAACAAAACCCAACUGGUCCUCCAUCAGGCACAGACAAGGUGAAGAAGGGAGGAUCAUACAUGUGUCACAAGUCUUACUGUUACAGAUACAGGUGUGCAGCCCGAAGCCAAAACACUCCGGACAGCUCUGCCUCUAAUCUUGGUUUCCGUUGUGUCUCUAAGGAACAACAGUGACCUCAGCUGUGUGUCCGAAACACUGUGUCCUUUAUUUAAGCUUAUCUCUGGCCUCAAUGUUGGAUGUGGAGUAAAAAAAAAAAAAGUGUGAAAGUGGAUUCCUAAAUGCCAUCUCAUUAAUGUGCAGUUGAAGAUGAGAACGACAGAGGACUGGCCUGAGGUGUAAAGAAUGUCUUACAUUCUAGCAGAUCAUCUCAGAAGAAGGGAUUUUAUAAUGGUAUUAUUUUUGUAUUUUUUUAAAGGAACAAACAGAAGACAUAAAACAUGUUUUUUUUAAUAAAACAAUUGUAUUGAUUAUCAGCAAGGACUUGCUGAGAUUUAGACUGAAAGUCCAUGAGAACUUUUUUUCAUUUACUGUGGGAUUUCUGUUGUCCAAAAAGAAACACUUUUUUAUUGAGCCUUGAGUCUUGAAUAACAAGACAAAUGUGGCUCUUUUUGGCAUAAUAUGACUCAGAAUGGUAAUUUUUGCACUUGUAUGGGAGACUUUAAGUUUAUUAAAAGUAAUGCCUUACCUCACC
Labrus mixtus (cuckoo wrasse) is the source of this 1620-nucleotide messenger RNA. RefSeq names its product sulfatase modifying factor 1 (gene sumf1). The record is from RefSeq and is a predicted model, not a curated record. Gene Ontology annotation, cellular component: endoplasmic reticulum. NCBI's taxonomy places the organism in Eukaryota, Metazoa, Chordata, Actinopteri, Labriformes, Labridae. The transcript has 9 exons. The coding region runs from base 35 to 1102 and encodes 355 amino acids.